Messenger RNA from Anoplophora glabripennis (Asian longhorned beetle), 1541 nucleotides. RefSeq lists its product as uncharacterized. Lineage: Eukaryota; Metazoa; Arthropoda; Insecta; Coleoptera; Cerambycidae. The coding region runs from base 207 to 1223 and encodes 338 amino acids. The record is from RefSeq and is a predicted model, not a curated record. The transcript is spliced from 4 exons.
GCUGUCCAGUGCAAAGCCUGACAUACGUCGGUGUCGGUGUAAUCGAGUGGCCUGUGUUUACAAACACACGAUACACGAAACAAUCGAGUUACUAUAAUACAGAGUCAGCGCGCGCUUGAUCUGCUCAGUUCAGCUUUACGACCACUGUGUCUGCGUGUAUAAUUUUCAAUUUUUUUUUGUAAAUUCUGCGAGUAAGCUUAAUCGUAAUGGAGUAUCCUGGUCAUUUGGAAGGGAUGCUGGACCGCGACCAAAGAACGGCCAAGUUGAGGUUCUUCAACGAAAGUGAUAUUAAGCCAGUGCCAAAAACGUACAGUUUCCAGGACAGCACGCCGAACGGCACAACCCCUGCGAAACGCCACUGCUGCUGUCCCACGAGGACGAAAAGACCCAGCAGCAGCAGCAGUAGCAGCACCAACUCUUCUCACCUCGCCUGCAGGAACGGGUACCUGCUGAACACCUUCCAAAGUGUUAAAAACGUCCUUAUAGUAGUCUGCCUUACCCUAGUGACCCUUCCUACUGCUAAUUCGAUCCCCGUCAAAAGGGACACAAUGGCCGAUAGAAUGAGUUCAGAUAUGAAGUGGAUCAAUCCUUGUAAUAUUAACACAGGAGGUGAAAUUACUGAAAACCCGAGAAACACUGACUUCAACAGCAGCGAGCUUGGCAAGAUCAUCGGAGAAGCAACCCGUGCUUUUAUCGCAGCGAAUAAUUCCCUUGACGACUUUGCAUUCGGAACCUUUGGUAAAAAUGAAACGACUGUCCACACCGAUUUUAUUAAUAAACGUUUGCCUUGGUUAGAAACAGAUUGGUUGGGAAAUAAGCGUCUUCAUGAAAAUAUUACUGCCGACGAACUUGCAGCUUUAAAGGUUGAGGAUGUAUUGGUGAACGUUUAUAAAAUUCUACAACGACUGGCUGUGGGCCUGGAACAAAUAACGUGGGAUCAGCAGGACAAAGGAGACAAUUUUAAAGAAUAUUUUGCAAACUCUGAACUUCAAUUGAAGACGGUUCUCUGCGAAUUGUAUACUACCAUCGAGGCACACGGACUUAAAAUGCCUGAAUACCCGACCAGGGACAUUAUGAGCGUGGAUGAGAGGAGUAAAACCAGUAAUACUGAAAGGAAGAUUAGGGAUUGGCUCAUACUUAGGGACUAUAUCAAUACUUUAGAUUUUUUGAAACAAUCUCUCGAACACCUAGUGAAGGAUUUGACUAGCUCACCCGAAAGUUAAUGAGUGUUUUUUUCUUAGUCCUAUUUCAAAGAAGCGAAGACGGAGAGAAUUUUAACGGCCUUGCGACAAGUUUUAGGCAAGAUAUCAUAUAUUUCCAAAACGGCCAUAAAUCUACUUAUUGUACUUGUUAGGAUGAUGUUAUUUAUUAUUUAAAUCAAUAUUUAUUAAGUAUUUAUUCUAAUUAUAUAAUUUUAUUUAUUCUAAGUUGUAAAUAUAUAUUAUUUUAAAAGAUUUUAACGAAGUAUUAUUACUGAUAUUGAUAUUUGUGACUGAAGUUUGCUAUAUACAUAUAUUUAAAAUAUAACUUAAAUUUCUUUA